AUGCUCGUCCUCUCGUCCUCCGCAAAUCCCGCGCUCGCUUACGUGGCGGCGCCUCCGCGCACGCUUUCCCAAGACGAAAUCGCGACCGUGCGAUUGUUUAAGGAGACGACACCGUCCGUCGUGAACAUCACGAAUCUCGGCGUGGGUCGCGACGCGCUGACGCUCGAUGUGCUGGCGGUGCCGCAAGGAUCGGGCAGCGGUUUCAUAUGGGACGAAAUGGGGCAUAUCGUUACGAACUACCACGUGAUCGCGAAUGCUGCUGACGUUAGAGUGACCCUAUCAGACUCCUCAGUGCAUGCAGCGGUGGUGGUGGGGUGUGACGAGGACAAGGACGUGGCAGUGCUGCGAAUCAACGCCCCUCGGGAGUCGCUUCAACCAGUCACCGUUGGAUCGUCAUCAGAUCUCAUGGUCGGGCAACGGGUCUUCGCCAUUGGUAACCCUUUCGGCCUCGACCACACUCUCACAUCAGGCGUGAUCAGUGGAUUGAGGAGAGAGAUCCAAUCAGCAGCAACAGGGCGGCCAAUACAGGGGGUGAUACAAACGGAUGCAGCUAUCAACCCGGGCAACAGCGGUGGGCCUCUUUUGGACUCUAGUGGCAGUCUGAUCGGCAUCAACACGGCUAUCUAUUCCCCCUCGGGUGCUUCUUCUGGCGUUGGAUUCGCCAUUCCUGCUGAUAGUAUCAGCGGCAUAGUGGAGCAGAUAAUAGAGAACGGGCGGGUGGUGCGGCCGGUGCUGGGCAUCUCCUUUGCACCCGAGGAGGCAGUGGAGCAGCUGGGCGUCGAUGGGGUGCUCGUGCUCGACGCUCCUCCUUCCGGGCCUGCAGGCAAAGCUGGUCUCCGGGCCACAUCCAGAGAUAAUUACGGGCGGCUGGUAUUGGGCGAUAUCAUAACUGCCAUUGACAACCACAAAGUCCGCAGUGGAACAGAUCUCUACCGGGCACUCGAUGAUUGCCAAGUGGGAGACACGGUUGCUGUCACAGUACUGAGGGGGGAUAAGGAAGUGACAAAAAUUGCCAUCUUCGUCGUCACAUUGGCAUGCCUCGCUGCAGUAGGAUUCGCGCGCCCGCCGGCAAGCGUUCGCAAUCAGCUGGCGAAGAUCGAGAAGAAUGACGUCUUCAUGGGAGUGUACCAGGGAUCGCUCUAUGCUGAGCUGGAUCAUGUCGACGGCGCUGACAAAAUGUCGGACGGCUACGCCUACAUGGCCAUUUACAAGAAGGACAACGAUUACUACAUCCGAUUCGGCGCGGAGGCCGAGACCAAGGAGCCCGGGGAACCCACCGCGUUCACCGUCAACCUCGCGGCGGACAACAGCCUGGUUAUCGACCUGGGCGCGGGUCAGACGUACAAGAACACCACUUACGAGCUCUGCGUGUUCAAGUUCCUGCAGAAGUUCAUUCCGUAUGAAUACAGGUUCAAGGGAAAGUGGGCCCCGGCCAGCAGUGUCACCGUUGCCGCAGGCCCGCUCAAGGACACCAUUGACGCCAUGAUUCAGAACCCUAAGAACUACUACGCGAUUUUCAACACCGCGACGAACCCCACUGGUUGCGCUAAGGGCGCGUUUGAUUUCAUCCAGCCAUGGUGGAAGCGCCUCCCUCGCGUCAAGAUGGCGUCUGUCCUGCUGCCUACGUCCGUGAAGCCUAAGAAGUAUGUGCUGCAUCUGGAGCCGAAUCUGGAGACAUUCAAGUUCAAGGGCAUCGUGACCGUAGAUUUGGACGUGGUUGAGCCGACGAAUGAGAUUCGGUUUCAUGCGCAGGAGCUGGAGUUGCAUAAGGUGGAGCUGACAACAGGCGAUAAGCUUCUCACAGCGGGAGCAGAUGGAGUGCCGGCAGUCGAGCUGGAUAAGGAGAGGCAAGAAGGGAAGUUGGUGCUUGGGGAAGGGCAGACGCUGAGCACGGGGCCUGCGAAGCUCAGGAUCGAAUACACUGGCAUUCACAACGACAACAUGGUUGGAUUCUACCGGGCAUCCUACACCCGAGACGGUCAGAAGCAGUGGAUGGUAACCACCCAGUUCGAGCCAGUGGGGGCGCGCCAAGCCCUUCCCUGCUGGGACGAACCCGCAGCCAAAGCCACGUUCGAGGUGUCACUGCGCGUGCCGGCCGGGUUGCAAGGCUUGUCCAACAUGGACGAGGUUGGGCGGGAGAAGCAGGCGGACGGGUCGGAGGUGGUUCGGUUUGCGGAGAGUCCGGUUAUGAGCACGUACCUGCUGGCCUUCGUGGUGGGGGAGGUGGAGUGCGUGUCAGACAAGACCAGCAAUGGCACUCUGGUGAAUAUUUACACUACUCCCGGGAGGAAGGAGCAAGGAAGGUUCGCCCUGACGGUGGCGUGCAAGGUGAUCACGUUCUUUGAGGAUUACUUUGGAAUCAAGUACCCGCUGCCCAAGGCCGACCUCAUUGCCAUCCCGGAUUUCGCCAUGGGAGCCAUGGAGAACUGGGGCCUCAUCACGUUCAGGGAGACGGCGCUGCUGGUGGAUGAGAACAGUGCGCCUGCUGCCACCAAGCAGCGUGUGGCUUACGUCAUCUCCCACGAGCUGGCGCACCAGUGGUUUGGUAACCUGGUAACCAUGCAGUGGUGGAACGACCUUUGGCUCAACGAGGGCUUUGCCACGUGGGUGGGGUGGCUGGGCGUGGACUACAUCUUCCCCGAGUGGGAUGUGUGGACGCAGUUCGCCUGCAAUGACAUGGACACGUGCCUUCACACUGACGCCCUGCUGGGCUCUCAUCCUGUUGAAGUGCCCAUUAAUGACCCCAAGGAGAUUGAACAGGUGUUUGACGCGCUGAGCUACUCCAAGGGCGCGUGUGUCAUUCGGCAGCUGGAGGCCGCCAUCGGAGCCGACGCCUUCAAGAAGGGUCUGCACUCAUACCUUUCCAAGCACGCCUACGCCAACACCAUCACCAACGACCUCUGGAACUCCCUCGCCGAGGCCUCGGGCAAGCCUGUCCGUGAGAUGAUGGCCAGCUGGACGGCCCAGAUGGGCUAUCCGCUCAUCUCCAUCCUUCCCCCCAGCCCGGGCAAGCAGGGCGUGCGCCUCAGGCAGACCCGCUUCCUCUCCAAGGGGCCUCCUAGUGAGGCAGAGGAUAAGCAGCUGUGGUGGGUGCCUGUGACGGCAACGACGGGGCGAGUGGGCGGAGGCGAGGGGAAGAAGCUUGAUACGGUGGUUUUAUCGGAGAAGGAAGGGGAUGCGGAAGGGUUUGUGGUGCCGGAAGGGGAGGGCGGAUGGCUGAGGGUGAACGCGGGGCAGACGGGGAUUUUCCGCGUGAAUUACACGGAGGAGCAGUGGAAGGGGAUUUCGGCUGCUGUGGAGGCGCUGCAGCUGCCUGUCAUUGACCGACUGGGAUCUGUCAUGGACGCCUUUGCGCUGGCCAAGGCGGGCAUCAUCAAGACCAGCCAGGCACUGCAGCUGGCAUGGGCGUUCAAAAACGAAACCGAAUACACCGUAUGGGCGCAGAUAGCAGGGGACAUAGGCGAGCUGGAGAUCCUGAUCGGCGCGUUGCAGCAGAAGCCCCUUCUGGAGGCGGUCGGCAUGCAGCUAUUCACUCCCAUCGCUGACAAGCUGGGCUGGGAGCCCAAAGCGGGCGAGUCUCAUCUGGACGCCAUGUUGAGGCCUCUGGUGCUGGGCAAGCUAGGCAGCUACCAGCACGCCCCCACCAUCGCCAAGUGCCAGGAGCUCUUCAAGCAGCUCACUGCUGACGUCUCCUCCGUCAACCCUGACCUGCGUCGGGUGGUCAUGUCUGUGGCCGUGAAGUAUGGAGGCAAGGAGGAGAUGGAGGCCACUAAGAAGCUCUACAGGGAGGCAACCACGCCCGACUUCAAGAUUCACUGCCUCGUUGCGCUCUCCUCUGUGAAGGACCGAGAGCUGUACAAGGAUUUCCUGGCAUUCGCCCUUGACGAGACUGAAGUGAAGGCCCAGGACCAAUACAUUGUCUUUAUGACCAUGGCAGGCAAUGCAGCCAAUCGCGAGUUUGCAUGGGAGUAUUUCAAGGAGCACUAUGACACCAUCCAUGCCCGCUUCGCCUCUGCUGCUGCCCUUUUCAAGGAGCAUUUCGAUGCCAUUCACGCCCGCUUCGCGUCUGCUGCUGCGUUAUUUGCGCGCAUACCAGCACUGCCCCUCAAGGGGUUUGCCACAGAGGACAAGGCUCGUGAUGCGGAGGCUUUCUUCGCCGCCCAUCCGGUCCCGGCCGCAGCUAUGGAACUGGAGCGGACACUUGAGACCAUCAGGGCCCGUGCGGCGUGGCUGGCACGAGAUGGGGAUGAUAUUGUGGCCUGGCUCAAAUCAAAGGCGUCAUAG
Molecule: messenger RNA, 4284 nt
Organism: Closterium sp. Yama58-4
Lineage: Eukaryota; Viridiplantae; Streptophyta; Zygnematophyceae; Desmidiales; Closteriaceae
Source: the annotation of a GenBank genome assembly